Punctularia strigosozonata HHB-11173 SS5 is the source of this 2259-nucleotide messenger RNA. RefSeq lists its product as uncharacterized. The record is from RefSeq and is a predicted model, not a curated record. The transcript has 12 exons. The coding region runs from base 1 to 2259 and encodes 752 amino acids. Lineage: Eukaryota; Fungi; Basidiomycota; Agaricomycetes; Corticiales; Punctulariaceae.
AUGGAUCGGUCGAAGAUAGAUUCGGCUGCCACAGAGGAAUUCGACCCAUGCGUCUGCGUCCUCGAGAGCCCCAGGGACAUACCGCCGAGCGCUGGCUCUUUGACGUCUGACGAAGGCACGCUGCCUCGCACGCCAUCGGGCGCACCGAGCUCGCGGCGUACAGCGACCUACACCGGUAUAGGCAUCUAUGAUGCUGACAUUUUCGAGCCUCUGGACGAGAAAUAUGACGCGAGCUAUGGUGACCUCGAUGUCCUCGGGAAAGGUUGGCUGGACCAGGCGCCUGGCAAAAAGGCGUUGCUCCUGCGGUCGUCGUCUGCACCUCGCGUGGUCUCCUACAAGCACGUCUCCCGGGGGAUACAUGCAUCCACUGCGCCCCAUGCUCAGAAGCCGAAGUGGGUUCGGCUGCCCAAGGCGUGGUUAUGGGACAAGUCCUUCGGCCGCGUCGAUAUCAUUGUAUGGCACUGUCUAUUCGUUGCCGUCACUCCCGCCUUCUUUGCCUUCGCAGUGAAGCUCAUCCAUGACCUUUCGGUUACUCGAGCUCGUCUGCUGGUGGCCAUUCUGUGUGCCGCAUUCGGCAUACUCGUUGGAUCAUCGCUCACUGAACUCGCACAACCGUGGCUCGAGGCUGCACAACGAAGAUUUAUACUGCAGAAUAGCCAGCUGCAUAAUCAUCGGAUGACGUCCUCCAAAGCGACGGACUUGAUGACCAGCCCCAAACGUCUCAAGGCCGCAGUAAGUCUAGCAUGGCGACGUCUCAGGUACAACGAGGAAUUCCGUCGUCAAGGUCAUAUAAGAGGGCCUGGUGUGGGCAGCAUCCUAUUCUUUGUUUUUCUCUUCGUGGUUGGCCAGUGCAUCAGCUUUGCCUUGGGUCGGGCCGUCAUCAUUGACGCGGUCGUGAAGCAUCAAUACAAGACUGCCGAACUCGUGGCAGUCGCUGCAGACCUUGCUCCUAUUGAUAUACAGAGAGCAAACGCUUCACAGGCAGUCUUCAACGAUUACCAGAGCUCGUGGACCUUCUACUCCACGGCAGUCGGCUCCGGCUUGUCUAGAAACGUUUCGUUUCACCUCACCGGUGAUCUGGCCUCUGAAUUCGGCAACGACACCGUCUACUUCGCAGAGCUCGAGCCCUCUCAGAUGCUGCCCUGGGGAUCGGGACUGGGCUCUUUUGACUCGGACCAAGCGACCCAACCGGACAUGAGCCGCGCCUCCGCUCUCAAUCCGUCCGAAACACCUGGCUUGGGGAAUCUGCUUCGGUUUCCUCGAUGGGGCAUACGCAUCCACUGCCAAAAGUUACCUGACCCUGCGGUGCACCUUCGUCCCGUGGCGGCGUCCGGCAGCACAUACAUUUACAUCCCUCGAGAUCUAAUCAAAUCGCUGUACGAGUCUUUCGAUAUCCAACUCCCAGAUGCACUCGAGAAUACCACUUUUGACCCGAGUUUGGUUCUGGCCCCGGAUGAUACCAUGCCAUCGGGAUUUAACGUCAGUGAUAUCUUAUACGGCGUACGGUUCUACAACAAUGGUGUUGGUCACUCUCUUUGGAGUAGACCUACCGACAUGGGUGAUGCUGGCGACGGCUGGAAAUCAAUUGAGGCUGUUCUGGUUCGACUCAACAAUACCUACGCUGAUGCCCCUACAUUCCCGAUAUACGGGCCAGAGUCCAACGAUACGGCGAGUUAUGACGCGGCCGUAUGCAUCAGGCUCAUCGAACCGUGGAUAGUGGAAGCAUACAACAGCACGGUCAGCGCGCCAAGCUCGCUACGUAUCGUCUCUAGGCAAGCCGCCGCCGUUCCCCGUGGCCUUGGGACCAAGGAUGACACGCCUGGGUUUCUCAACUCCACUGGAAAGUGGCCCGCGUAUGUGGCCGCGCACGGCAACUCAGUGAACCAGAUCGAGAAGGAUAACGGACGAGACGCAUGGUAUAUACCUUCGCCCACAAUGGUCUCCUUCACAGAUGGGUCCGGUCCCCGCGGUUACACCGAGCUGAAUCCCUCACGGGUUGCCGAAACCCGUGCUCUCGCGGACUCGCUGAAUCUCUUGCCCUAUCUCUCAGGGUCGGGUCAGUUAACUUCUGUCUCGUUCGCGGACAAGACCUUUGCUUCCGCCAGAGUGGACUGGAGGAUCAUGGGUACGAUCGCUGGCGUCCUUCUUUCCCUCGGUGUUCUUGCGCGGUUCCUGCCGCACGAGAAUCCGAGUGGCAUGGAAGUUCAGCCGCGAAACAUGAGAUCCAAGGAUAAUAUCCCAUUAUAUCGAGGGGGAUGA